UGAGGCUAGCCUUUUGUUAAAGACCAAAAAUCGUGAGGCGAGCCUCGCUCGGUACUUUAUUUUACAGCCGCUGCGCCUGCUCUUCACCGCCACCGCUUCCCGUCGGCGGCUGCCCAAACCCCGGAACCCUCUCGGCCAAUGCCGGCGCCGCUCGCCGCCUCCUGGCGCCGGCAUGCCUCCGCCGCGGCGUCCUCCUCCACUCCACGGACCCUCCUCUUGCUCGUCCCGGUUCUCAUCCUCCUCGUCUUCGUCCUCUCCAGAGCCCCAGAUCUCACCUUCUCCCCCGCCACUGCCGCCUCGCCCCGCCUCCCGGCCCGGCUCCGCCCCUUCGACUGCUACGCCUCGCCGCAGGCCUCCCCGGUCUUGGCCAGCCUCGUGGAGGGCGUGCCCCGCCCCUUCCUCUACUCCCUCGCCGACCUGGGGUCCCUCCCCGACCGCCCGCACCGGAACAUCGCCCGCCUCCUCAAGGGCAAGCGCUUCCGCAAGCCCGACAUCUCCCAGACCAUCCAGGAACUGCUCGCGGGGGAGGUAGGGAGGGGCUCCGGCGGCGGGGUGGUGGUGGACGUCGGGGCCAAUGUUGGGAUGGCGGCCUUCGCGGCGGCCGUGAUGGGGUUCCGGGUGGUGGCAUUCGAGCCGGUCUUCGAGAACCUGCAGCGGAUCUGCGAUGGAGUGUACCUGAACCGGGUGCAGGACCAGGUGGUGGUGUAUCAUGCUGCAGCAUCUGACCGAGCUGGGAACAUCACAAUGCAUAAGGUGAUUGGACGACUCGACAACAGUGCUAUAUCUGCAACUGGUGCGAAGUUAGCAUUCAAAUCUAAUGAAGAAGUUGCUCUUGAGGUUGCUACAAUCCCAUUGGAUGAAGUCAUUCCAGAUGCAGAGCGAGUGGUUCUGAUCAAAAUUGAUGUUCAAGGUUGGGAAUCUCAUGUUCUGAGAGGUGCAUCAAAGUUGCUCUCAAGGAGGAGGGGUGAAGCUCCCUACCUUAUAUACGAAGAGGACGAGCGCCUGCUGCAGGCGAGCAACAGUAGUGCACAAGAGAUAAGGGCAUUUCUUGGCAGUGUUGGUUACAAUCAAUGUACACGGCAUGGGACGGAUGCUCACUGUACAAAAGAAUAGACAAAGCCUUUCUGCCUGGUGGUUGGACGCCCCUCAGCUGGGGAUACAUAGAACAGUCAAAUAGGAUAUCCUGAGCUGUAAGUUUUCCCCUUAUCUUAGGCAGCAGUUCUGAUGCUCCAUCCUUAUAGUUUUCUCCCUGACUCCACGGUUUCUGUUUAUUUCUUAUAGGUUAGUUUGUUGAUUGCUGGAUCUUCUAACAUCAUAUGCUAUACAUGCUUUGUCUAAUGGCAUUUUAACGCAUGCUUAUUCUCA
Molecule: messenger RNA, 1365 nt
Organism: Triticum aestivum (bread wheat)
Lineage: Eukaryota; Viridiplantae; Streptophyta; Magnoliopsida; Poales; Poaceae
Exons: 2
Coding region: 139-1113 (324 amino acids)
Source: RefSeq, a predicted model, not a curated record